Messenger RNA from Epinephelus fuscoguttatus (brown-marbled grouper), 572 nucleotides. It is a transcript of the gene gtf2h5, whose product is annotated as general transcription factor IIH, polypeptide 5. Bases 197 to 412 code for a protein of 71 amino acids. Gene Ontology annotation, biological process: nucleotide-excision repair; nucleotide-excision repair, preincision complex assembly; transcription initiation at RNA polymerase II promoter. NCBI's taxonomy places the organism in Eukaryota, Metazoa, Chordata, Actinopteri, Perciformes, Serranidae. The transcript has 3 exons. Gene Ontology annotation, cellular component: transcription factor TFIIH holo complex; transcription factor TFIIH core complex. The record is from RefSeq and is a predicted model, not a curated record.
AUUGUCCCCCGGUGUACACCGUACGUCAUCUCAGUUCCACAAUACUCUGAAACAUUAGCACUAUUAGCAGGAAACAAUUGAAGCUAUCGGGGAGAGGAAAGUCUGUCUCUCGUCCUGCUCAGCUCCUUCGCUUGACUAUAGCUUGGUUUGAGCAUUUUAAUUGGCACCGACUGCUGACUUCUCUACAACUGUCAAUAUGGUCAACGUACACAAAGGUGUCCUUGUUGAAUGUGAUCCUGCCAUGAAACAGUUCCUCCUCUACCUGGACGAAAAAAUGGCCCUAGGAAAGAAGUUCAUCCUCAAGGACCUUGACGACACACACGUCUUUAUCCUGGCAGAGGUGGUUCAAACCCUGCAAGAGAGAGUUGGCGAGUUAAUGGACCAAAAUUCAUUCCCUAUCACACAGAAAUAACACUCAACUAUUUCAAUGAACUUUUUUCCCUGGGACUUAGGUUAGUUUAAGAGUUUGUCUUUAAACAAACAUGGUUUGCAAUGUUUUGACUGUAGACUGUAAUGGAGCAGUUGCUCAUUUUUUGUUAAAAUAAUGUAAAUAAAAAAAAUAAGUAAUUUUU